ACUUGACGCUGAUUAGCAAAGUAGAGUCGAUAGAUUAGGUGUAUGAUAAACAUCAGUGUGUACGGCUGUGUCUGUGUGGGACGCUAGCCAGCCCAGGGAAAGUGUUCUUCCUCGGAGUUUGGAUUUGUACCGUGUGGCCUCCGCCUAACCAGCGGGGACACAGCAUAUGUUAGGUGGGAGGUUUCCAUUCAGUUAGCUGGCUAGCUCGUGUAGACUUGGUCCAGCUGGCGGUAGCUGGGAGCAUCCCGCUAGCAUAGUAGUUAGCUAGCGAGGUACACCUGAAAGAAGUGAGGUGGGGACCAGUGCUACAUCCACUAUGGCAGGGGGCAUAACAGAGACUGGGGACCCCUACUCCCCAUUUGUGGGGUUGGUGUACAUGUUCAAUCUGAUCGUGGGCACAGGAGCUCUGACCAUGCCCAAGGCCUUCGCUACAGCCGGCUGGGUGGUGAGCCUGGCGCUCAUCUCCUUUCUGGGGUUCAUGAGCUACAUGACUACCACCUUCGUGAUCGAGGCGAUGGCAGCAGCCAACGCUCAGCUGCGCUGGAAGAGGAGAGAGCAGGAGGAGGUCAAUGACAGCGAUUCCACCUCCGACUAUUCAGAUGAUGAUGAUGUCAUUGUCAGGGGCCGCGCGGAGCCGGAGACGAGACCCAUCCUGUCUAUUCAGAGAUCGGGAGGGCACGUCGAUCAUUUUGACAUUGUGGAAAGGGUCGAGAUGGGUCAAAUGGCCUCCAUGUUCUUCAACAAAGUUGGAGUCAAUAUGUUCUACAUCUGCAUCAUAGUCUAUCUGUACGGAGACCUGGCCAUCUAUGCAGCUGCUGUACCUAUAUCACUAAUGGAAGUUGCCUGCGGAAACCACUCCUGCAGUGCCGGAAGUGUGAAAUACAACGAUACAGACCCAUGCUGGGGUCCUGUCACGAGGAAAGACGCUUACAGGGUGUUUCUGAGUGUCUUUACCCUCCUGCUUGGCCCCUUCACGUUCUUCAGUGCCCAGAAGACCAAAUAUCUUCAGAUACUUACGUCACUCAUGCGCUGGAUAGCGUUCACCAUGAUGAUCAUCUUGGCCCUGAUCCGCAUCACCAAAGGCCCAGGCGAGGGCCACCCGCCGGUGGCCUCCAUCUCUGGGGUGCCCAACCUGUUUGGGGUGUGCGUCUACUCCUUCAUGUGCCAGCACUCCCUGCCUUCCCUGAUCACGCCCAUCUCGAACAAGAAACACGUCAGGGUCCUGGUGCUGUCGGACUACGUCCUGAUCCUGGGCUUCUACGUCCUCCUCUCGUUCACCGCCAUCUUCUGCUUCGACAGCGCUCUGCUCCAUGAUAUGUACACCCUCAACUUCACAGACAACUGCAACGUGCUGAACAUUCCUGCCCUGCGAUACUUCCUGGGCUUGUUCCCCGUCUUCACCAUCAGCACCAACUUCCCCAUCAUUGCCGUCACGCUGCGUAACAACUGGAAGACCUUGUUCCAUCGGGACGGGGGCACGUACCCGUGGGUGGUGGACCGCAUCGUCUUCCCCCUCAUUACACUAAUACCCCCAAUCCUGGUGGCCUUCUGCACCCACAAUCUGGAGUCCCUGGUGGGCAUCACCGGGGCCUACGCCGGCACAGGCAUCCAGUACGUCAUCCCAGCCCUCCUGGUGUACUACGGCCGGCGCCAUCUGGAGCCCGUGAUGGGCAGGGAUGCAGUCAACAAGCACCAGUCACCCUUCCGCCACUCCUUCUGGGUGUGGUUUGUUGUGGUGUGGGCCACGUUCUGCCUCAUGUUUGUCACAGCCAACAUCAUCCUCAAUGACACCAAGAAAUGAGGACGACACACACCGCUCUAAAAACUGACAUUUUUGUUUUUUCUGUCAUUUGGUCAGUCUCUUUGCUCCUGUACCCGAGGCCUUAUUGAACUUGCUACUGGUUGGACAGUGUGCCUUUUUAUGGGACUCCUGUAGCAUGUAUGUUUAUUGUUAAUUAAUAGUAAUUUAUCAAACUUGUUGAAAGGGACCAAAUGUCUUGUGAUUGUGGACAGGCAUAAAAGCUGGAAGACAACAACAGUGCAUAAGAAAGGGAAAAGAAAAGGACAUGGCUUAUUGGUUAAGAGGGUGCUUUUGUUAACAUAAGCUGGACAAUCUAAGAUUUUUGCAAGGUUUUGCACUUCAACAAUUCUGUUUUUGUUUUUGUUUUUUUAACUUAUCAAGUAUCCAAGUGGUCUUGCGGACAGCUGAUGAGACUUGUAUGUUUUCUUCGUCGUUUCCGUAUGCCUCGCUGAAAUCUCAAAUAAAGAGAGGAGGAGAAAGGGUGUAUGGGAGUAUGAGCAGAAUAACUGAUGUCCCAGACUUUCAGGACAGAACGUUCCAGCAAAAUUCAACUUGAACAUAAUAUAUUAAAGCAAUUGUGGGAGCACAGUAGCGCGAAGAAAAAGAACCUGUCAAAUGCACGCUCAUGUUCCAUUGUAAAAUCGCAUGGCCUCUACACAGCUUAAUAAUGAAGUUGGAACAGAAACCAACAGAAGGAAAAAAAUGAAUGAAUCAGGGAUAAUCAGUCUUUUGUGGCUGACAUUUAUACAUUCUUCACUGGUGGCUGCCUCCAAUCUCGUCUUCCCCUUGUGAACAAUGAAGCUCCCUCCAUGACAGAUCCACUGACAGAUAGGCCUGGAGGAAGAGCUCAAUCUCUGUUUAUCACCCGACACACACAUCUGUAGUUCACACACAGGGCAUGUCUGCCAUCUUUUACUGCUCAGCACCCAUUCAUGACUCUGUCAGCCUCACAUUGUAUCUAUCACACACCCUAAAAACCUGUCGGGCCAGUAAUCUACAGCAGUUCAACUUGGGCCGUGUGCAAGUUAUAAGUAGCUAACAGCAGAGGCCAUCGACGAGGCCGAGCUGCGACCUUAGCAAUGCACCGCAAAUAUUAAUACACACCGAUUUACAGAUGCUGACAAAACGUAAAACUUUUAGCUAGCUGAUGUUUUUUUCUGUCAAGUUUAAAUGUAUUUCAUUUCUGUUAUGUGUUGUUCUCUGCAGCCCUCUAAUGCCCUUUCACUGUUGACAGCUUCCUCUCAGGGUUGUGCCUACAGUAUGUUGGUGAACUUCAUCAUUGCACUUAACUCUUUGCAUUACUGUUCCUUUUCGUGGUUUUAUCGCCCGUUCGUCUUUUCUUGUGUUCCAUGUGCCAGUAGAGUCAUGAGGACCUUGGACGCGCACAAACCUAUCUUAUCUGAAGAUGUAAACCGUGAUCCUGUCAGCGUCACUGCUGAUACCGCCGCUCAAUCGAUCUACGCCUGUUCUCUAAAUGGCUGAAUCGGUUUAGCGCCGAUAAAGGAAAGCUCUAACUGUCUGAGCACACUAAUGGCGUAAAAAGGAAAAAAAAAAUGCUCUCAUGGACAUUUUGCACCCUCCACUUGCAACAUUGCACAAGUUUGCACACUUUUGCCUUUGGCAGUUACUUGUUUCCAGGAGCAUAUGUUAAUGUUUAGCGGUCUACUAAACAAAGCAUUCAGAUGUUAUUUUCUGGUCCUCAGUGAUAUCCUGAUACCAUGGAUUGAUGCCAGUGUCACUGCAGUUGCAGCGGAUUAAAAACGCACCACAGAUAGUGUGGUAUAGCUCAGUAGCUGAGGGAAACGUGCCAUACUUAAAGCAUUUUUAGGCGUUGCAGCUGUAAGUUUUGCAUCGUGGCAUGGUCUCAGCAUCACUGAGGGUUAAUGAGAUACCUCUAUCUGGCGGUGUUAUGUAUGAUUUGCACGGGAUUAGCAUUAUCAGGCGACUUCUGUCCUCACCAGCAUGUGAUACCGUAACUGGAGGUUCAUUUGUAACGACAGGCAUGGCAGAUUGGCGUGGGAUUAAACUCAAAUCAGUGGAUUGUCUCGUGCAAACAGAGAUUAUGUUUACCUGUAUGUGACUGUAACCCUGCCUGUCAGUCUGGGUCUGGUUUUGGGUGAGGCCGUUGGGACCCUGUAAUGGUUACCUGCAUGCAGCUAUACGUGAAAUAUCAUCCCAGCCUCAUCGUCACUCACAUGUUUACUUUGCCGUUUCCCGUGUGCCGUUUGGUUUUCCCUCUCCCCAGACUGUGAUGGAACGAGCGGCUCUCCGUCUUCAUCCGGUGUGUUGGAUUAAAAUGUAAAGUAAAAUCAGCCCAAGUGGGUCAUUAUAAAUGUAUCUAGAGACUAAAGGAGCGACUGUGUGCAUGGUUGUGUUUGUGUGUCGCCUUGUGAGUGAGUGGGUAAACGUUGAACAUAGUAAAUGUAGUUCUGAUGACUCUUGUAUGGAGUUGUGAAAUGUGCCUUUUUUACGGGUCAUUUCUUGCCCUAAACUUGUCGAUUCUGUUGUUCUGUAAUUUUUUUUUUUCUGUAAAGGAGCUCGUCAGUAACAUCUUGCAUGGAAGCCAUUUCAUUUAAUUGACAAUCAGCGUCCCCCUACAAAUAAAAUGUAAUAAUCUUUGUUUGUUUGUUUGUUUGUUUGCCUGUUUUCAGUGGAGUUCCUCACAUUUUAAUGUAACUUUGAGAUGUGUUUUAUUUCCAUGUUUUUUUUUUUUUUUUUUUUGUUCUGUGUUUCUGAUUGUGCUUUACAAUGACUUGGCCAUAGAAAAUUCUGUUUCUAUGGAUUUGGCCUGCCUGUGAUUCAAGACAUUACUUUGAUAUUUAAUGCAUCACUUCAACUUCUGUUUGAUUUUUAUGUUUCACAAAAAAAAAAAAUAAUAAAAGCUUUAUGUUCAUCUGGA
Messenger RNA from Myripristis murdjan (pinecone soldierfish), 4700 nucleotides. It is a transcript of the gene slc38a12, whose product is annotated as transmembrane protein 104. NCBI's taxonomy places the organism in Eukaryota, Metazoa, Chordata, Actinopteri, Holocentriformes, Holocentridae. Bases 317 to 1801 code for a protein of 494 amino acids. The transcript has 10 exons. The record is from RefSeq and is a predicted model, not a curated record.